AUGCCAGCUGGGAUCCAAGCGGCGGGUGGCCCACCGGUAACGGCGGCACUGCGGAACGAUCUGGGUUCCAACAUCCAUCUGCUGAAAGGUCUCAACGUGCGUUUUCGCUGCUUCCUGGCUAAAGUGCACGAGCUGGAGCGGAGGAACCGGCUGCUGGAGAAGCAGCUGGCGGCCCAGCAGUGCGAACGAGACCGCCGCCUUCGUUACAAGACCUUCAGCCGGGAUCAGGCCGUGCAAACCGACGGCGGUCUCCCGUUAACCGGAGCUGCUCUGUCUGCGAGCCCGGCGCCCGGCCUGGUUCCGUCACAUUACAGCCGUUUACCCGGUACUAUUUGGAGCUACACUCAAGUGAGGCGUACCGGUGGCGGUGGAUUGGAAACGGUUCAAGGGCCGGGAGUGUCUUGGAUUCAUCCGGAUGGUGUCGGGGUGCAGAUCGAUACCAUCACACCCGAAAUCCGGGCGCUUUACAACGUGUUGGCCAAAGUCAAGAGGGAGAGAGACGAGUACAAGAGAAAAUGGGAAGAGGAACUGACAAGAAGAAUGAGCCUGGAGUCUAUGGUAGAAACCUUGCGAGAGGAGGCGCAGGAAGCGGAAGCUCUCCAGGAGGAGUUAAAUGAAAAGAUUGAGAGAUUGAAAGCAGAACUGGUGGUGUUUAAGGGUCUGAUGAGUGAUCCCAUGACAGACCUGGACACAAAGAUUCAAGAAAAGGCCAUGAAGGUGGACAUGGACAUCUGUCGGCGAAUCGAUAUCACAGCCAAGCUGUGUGAUGUAGCGCAGCAGCGCAACUCUGAAGACGUUUCCAAGAUAUUCCAGGUGGCUUCCAAGAAGAAGGAACGAAAACUUGCUUCUGAUGAUGACCUCUCAGAGCAGGAUGCAGACAACAGCAGGUUCUCUGACGACGAGGUCAGCUGUUCUUUGAACAUCACAGAUGAAAUGAAGCGUAUGUUCAAUCAGCUUCGUGAGACUUUUGAUUUUGAUGAUGACUGUGAUAGCUUAACGUGGGAGGAGAACGAGGAAACGUUGCUUCUUUGGGAGGACUUCACAAACUGCAAUCCUUCAAUUGACCUCCAAGGAGAGGAAGAAAACCUGGGAAACUUGAUCCACGAAACAGAGUCUUUCUUUAAAACAAGAGACAAGGAAUACCAAGAAACAAUAGGGCAGAUAGAGCUGGAAUUGGCCACAGCCAAGAGUGACAUGAACCGCCACCUUCACGAGUACAUGGAGAUGUGCAGCAUGAAAAGGGGCCUGGAUGUCCAAAUGGAAACCUGUCGUAGGCUUAUCAAAGGUUCAGCUGACAGAAAUUCUCCAUCUCCCAGCUCUGUAGCCAGCAGCGACUCAGGAAACACAGAUGAAAUUCAGGAUGAGUUGGACAGAGACGCGGAUGUGGAGCCCAUGGUCAGCUGAUACGUGGUUGGAGCAUUCCAGUGAAAGGGAAAACACAAGCAAAGAUUGGAAAACAACACACUGUUGAGGGGUGAAAAGAAUAAAAUUAAGACUUGUAGGCCCCUGCAUCGGGCUUCUAUGGACUCGUUCCUACACGCAUCCCCACCCCACCCAAGGAUUGGUGCUGUAAAUUUCUAUUGUUAUACAAUUCACAAAUGCAGAGUCCUGUAAGAAAACAUGGUGUUUUAAUUGUGCCUUUGCCCCAAGCUGAGCCACUUUGAGCUCCAGUGGAAUAUUACUAGCAGGUGUUUUUAUAUGAAAAAAAAAUAAAGUAAAUUAUAUAUAUAUGUAUCUAUUGAAAAAUCUGGUUGCAGCAGAGGAUGGUGCUGCAAAGGCUCUGGAUAUUUCAAUAAGCUUCUGGUUUUAUUGAACUGCUGCACUGAUUGGCAAAAGAAAUACUGGCAAACUGAGCAAGGAACCCGAGACAAUUGUGGUGUAAUUACCAAUGCCUGGCACA
This is a messenger RNA of Meleagris gallopavo (turkey), 1900 nucleotides long. The record is from RefSeq and is a predicted model, not a curated record. Lineage: Eukaryota; Metazoa; Chordata; Aves; Galliformes; Phasianidae.